Lutzomyia longipalpis is the source of this 3197-nucleotide messenger RNA. Its product is annotated as aminopeptidase N-like. The transcript is spliced from 3 exons. The record is from RefSeq and is a predicted model, not a curated record. Gene Ontology annotation, cellular component: cytoplasm. Gene Ontology annotation, molecular function: zinc ion binding; peptide binding; metalloaminopeptidase activity. Bases 110 to 3013 code for a protein of 967 amino acids. Lineage: Eukaryota; Metazoa; Arthropoda; Insecta; Diptera; Psychodidae. Gene Ontology annotation, biological process: peptide catabolic process; proteolysis.
UUUUGCAUCAUUAAUGAUUGGCAGUUGGGGCGAUAAGAUUUCGGGAGUCAAUGGGAUUUUGGUGAGAAAAUCACUCUGAUACCUCUGAUAAGGUGAACCUAUAUAAGAGAUGCGAGAUCAAACGCACGAUAGUCAUUGUUUCACCGAGAAUUGUACUUCCAUUGUGGAAAAUAUGUGGAAGUUUUUAUCUGUUUUCGUCCUUUUUGUUACGUUUGCUUGUGCACAAGCUGGAUACGCAGAUAUAAAAUCCGUGCAGGAUAUUCCACUUCGUCUGAGUAAUACAACUGAACCACUUCGCUAUGAAUUGUGGAUUGAGACACAAAUUCACAAUGGAGAUUUUGCAUUUUCGGGACGUGUAACCAUUACAAUUCGUGCCUUGGAAGAUACCAAUGAGAUUCAACUGAAUUCAGUUGGUUUAAACAUUCACAAUGGGUUUGUCAUUGAAAAUACUGGCCAAAGGAGACAUUUGGUUGUGAAUGAAUUUGUGGAAAGUAACCAAAUUGUAACUAUACCAGUGCAGCAACCUCUUAUUGCUGGACAAGAAUAUAUCCUUGUGUUGGAGUACACGGGAGAGUUGCAGAAUCAACCAAGAGGAUUCUUCUACAGUCGUUAUACCGAUGAUUUUGGACGCAUUUUCUAUAUAGCUGCAACAUCCUUCCAGCAUGUCUUUGCCAGAUGGGCUUUUCCCUGUUAUGACGAGCCUCGCUAUCGUACACCAUUCAUUAUUCACAUUACACACGGAUCCAUCUAUCAAGCUGUUUCGAAUAUGCCAGUGUUUAAUCAAAUUACGCAUGAAAAUGAAUUAACUACCACAACCUUUGAUGAAAGUGUAUCAAUGUCCGUAAAUUUGGUUGCAUUUUAUGUGACAAAUUUCGUCUCUAGGGGCUACACAUCGUCCAAUAAUGUGCCCAUUAGCAUUCUUGUUCCUGUGCAUCUUAUCAAUCAAGUUGAAUUUGGACUAAAUCGUACUAAUGAAUUUCUUGAAAAAAUUGAGACAUAUACUGGCCAACAAUAUUCCCUCCCUAAGCUCGAUAGCAUCGUUAUCAAUGAUUUUGCACACAUAUCGGUGGAAAAUUGGGGAUUAAUGACAUAUGAUUCCAAAUUUUUCCUCUACAACCACGGUGUGACAAAUAUUGCUCAAACAGUGGAUAUUGUGAAAAUCAUCACUCACACCCUCAUGCAUAAUUACUUCGGUAAUCUCGUUGGUAUCCCAUGGUGGUCAUAUACAUGGAUGACAGAAGGAUUUGCAACAUAUUUUGAAUACUACAUCACAGAUGAAUAUUUCCCAGAACUCCACAUGUCUGACAUUUUUGUUGCUUUCAAUCUUCAGAGGAGUUUGUAUGAAGAUUCCUUGCUUUCAACACGUCCAAUGAGUGCCUACACGGAGAAUAUCUUUGACAUUGAUGUUGUCUUCGAUGGGAUUACAUUGAGAAAAGGUCCAGCAAUUAUUAGGAUGCUUGAUCAUAUUCUUGGGAAGGAAACUUUCCAAAAGGGUGUAAGGAGCUUCAUUCAGGAAAUGGCAUAUCGCAUUGCAAGUCCACAAGAUUUAUAUAUACACCUGCAGAGUGCAGCAAGUGAAGAUUAUGCAUUACCUGAAGAUAUAACAAUUGAGAAUAUUAUGACCCCAUGGGAGCACAUCCCUGGCUAUCCACUCCUAACGAUCACGAGGAAUUAUCAAACAAAUGAAAUUGUAGUUAAUCAGAGGAGAUUUCUCUUUCAACAUCAAGUAGAUGAUCCUGAGUGUUCUUGUUGGUAUAUCCCCCUAACUUUUGCAACAUCAAACAAUCCCGACAUGGAGGAUACUAAACCUUUGGGGUGGAUGCGCCGAGGGGUGAAGGAAAUUGUGCUGACAUCAUCGGAAAAUCGCUCCUGGACAUCAGAUCAGUGGGUUCUCUUCAAUAUUCAACAAACAGGCUUCUACAGAGUAAAUUAUGACACGCAAAAUUGGAGAUUACUCGCAAAUGAACUCAAUCAGGGACCACCUUUUAAGAUUGGAAAUCUCAAUCGAGCCCAACUGAUUGAUGACUCUUUCAAUCUUGCCUAUUCGGACGUCAUAGAAUUCAAUAUCGCCCUAGAUAUUAUAAAGUAUGUGCACGAAGAGACAGAAUUUCCCGUAUGGGCAACAGCUAGUAACCAUCUAACGACUCUCAAUCGACGCCUCGAAGGUCCCACACAUGAUUUGUACUUUGGGAGAUUCCUUCGUCAUCUCACAGAGGAUCUCUUUGACAAAUUGGAUGUUUUUGAGAAUGUAGAUUCCGCGGAGAGUCCUCGAAUUACCUUCCUUCGUCCAUAUAUUGUAGAUUUGGCUUGUCGUGCUGGUUCAGCAAAAUGCCUCACAGCUACGAGAGUUCUUGUAAUGGCUGAAGCAAUAACAGGGCAUCGCCUUGUCCCGCAUGAAAAGAGUUCAGUGUACUAUUGCCAUGGCCUAAGGAAUGCCAAUUGGCAAACUUUCUUCUAUUUCUGGCAGAGACUUCACGCUCUUACAAGUGAUCAAGAGCGGCAUCAUUUGGUUAAUGCACUCAGCUGCUACCAGAGUAGUUCAUCUAUUUAUGACCUUCUGCAAACCACCUCGAUCAUUGAUACAUCUGCGGAGAUUCUUUACACCCAACUUGAGCGUUUUAUGAUCUUAGCAACUGCCUUCCGAAAUGGACAUUUGAGAGUUGUAAUAAAUUUCCUGAUGGAAAAUCACGAGGAUGUGGCGAAAACUUAUACAUUCAAUUACCGCAUGGAGGAACUUCUGAAGGAAAUGGCAGGAUUUUUGCACUACGAAGAGGAUGUUGAUGGCUUUGAAGAAAUGCUCAAUGUUUUCUUCGAAGCAGGUCACUUAAGCUCUUUUCAGAUUGCUGGAAUUAGACGAGAAAUGGAGCACAAUCGCAUAUGGGUGGAACAACAUAAACAAUCAAUUGAGAAUUGGAUUCGAAACUUUUUUGAACCAGCUGAAUCCUCAUCUUCAAUUAAACGUUUCACAUUUGCUCUUGUCUUCCUGAGUAUUUUUGUAAAGUUUUUCAUUUAAUGACAUUCUCUAUAAUGUUGCUAAAAUAGAUUUAAAAAUUAAAGUUUAGCAAAAAGGAACUCUAUAUAGUUUCAAUCAAAGUAUUGAAAAAAUCAAUUUUUUCUAUGUAUAAUCUGAUAUCAUAAUUGCUUGUAAAGAAUAUUUAAAAAAAAAAAUACAACAAUUUCAGCUGCUAAUGCCAAGA